AUGAAGUUCGGGAAGGAGUAUUCGUCACAGAUGGUGCCAGAGUGGCAACAAGCUUACAUGGAUUACGAUUUUCUCAAAACCCUUCUCAAAGAAAUCAUCCGAUUCAAACUCAGAUCCAACAAUGCAGCUCCUCGCGACGGCGCCAAGAAUCAUCACGACGGAGGAUUAAGCCGGAAACUGACCCUGUACCGCGCGUUUAGCGGUUUGGUCUCAACGCCUGGAAGACAUAGACUCACUCAUUCUCACGACGUCGAGGAAGGGGUACAGUUGACGGCGACGGCGACGACGACAACGUCAGGGCCGAUUCUGGUGAACAACACCGCGAGUAGCGGUUGCGAGACGACGUUCCUGAUGGCGGCGGAGGAAGGAGGAGAGUACGAGUUGGUGUUUUUCCGGCGACUUGACGACGAGUUCAACAAAGUCAGUAAGUUCUACAAAAAGAAAGUUGAGGAGGUGUUGGAAGAAGCGAUGGUGCUUAACAAACAGAUGGACGCUUUGAUCGCGUUUCGUGUUAAAGUUGAGAAUCCAGAUGGGUGGCCAUGGGAGGAACGGACGGUGGAGAUCACUCGAUUGGCUUCCGACAUCGCUACUUCCGCGGCGGCUAUCUCCGCUUCUACUCCCGCCGGAGCUAAAUCCAUGAAGGUUCGAAGUCAAGCUCAUAUGGAGGCUAUACAGGAAGGAGGCUCGAGCAGAGCUGGGCGAAUGGAAGAUGACGAAGAAGAAGAAGAAGAAAUCAAAGACUCGGUGUCUACCGGAGCUGGUGAAGUGAAUACGAGCAGAAUGAGAGCAGGGAGACCAGCUCCGAUCGAUGUUCUGGAUCGAGUGAAGAUCAACAACACCAAAGAGACGCCUCGUUCCACCAUUAAAGGAGUUCUCCAGGUAUCGAAGCAGACCGAGUUAAAAUUCAACAGAGAAAAUCUGAUGAAAGUCCAGGAGAGGCUGAGGCACGCCUUCAUCGUGUUUUAUCAGAAGCUUCGGCUUCUCAAAAGCUACAGCUUUUUGAAUGUAUUGGCUUUCUCGAAGAUAUUGAAGAAGUAUGAUAAGAUUACUUCGAGGGAUGCAACGAAGCCUUACAUGAAAAUGGUUGAUACUUCACACCUGGGAAGCUCUGAUGAAGUUGUGCGACUCAUGGAGCGUGUUGAAGCCACGUUCAUAAAGCACUUUGCAAAUGCUAAUCGAACAAAAGGAAUGAACAUUUUACGGCCUAAAGCGAAACGAGAGAGGCAUAGACUUACAUUCUCAACAGGCUUCUCGGCUGGAUGCGUUUUCUCUCUUAUAGUGGCUCUUGCCGCGAUCAUCCGCACCCGAAAUCUCUUGCAGGAGGAUGGCCAGAAGCAAUACAUGAAUACUAUGUUCCCUCUUUAUAGCUUGUUCGGUUUUAUCGUACUGCACAUCGUCGUGUAUGCUGCUAAUAUAUACUACUGGAGGCGAUACAAAGUAAACUAUUCCUUCAUAUUUGGGUUCAAGCAAGGAACUGAACUUGGAUACAGACAAGUCCUGCUUGUUGGUUUCAGCAUCGGAGUCUUUGCAUUGCUCUGUGUUCUUGCCAAUCUUGACAUGGAGGCAAAUCCCAAGACCAAAGAGUAUAAAAAAUACACCGAACUUCUUCCUCUUUUCCUACUUAUUGCACUGUUCGUAGUUUUAAUCCUGCCCUUCAACUUCUUUUACCGCUCGAGUCGUUUUUUCUUCCUUACUUGUAUGUUUCAUUGCCUGGCCGCUCCUCUCUACAAGGUAACAUUACCUGAUUUCUUCUUGGGAGAUCAAUUAACCAGCCAGGUUCAAGCCCUUAGAAGCAUCGAGUUCUACAUCUGCUACUAUGGUUGGGGAGACUACAGACACAGAGUGAACACUUGUAAUAAAUCCAGUGUGUACAACACUUUCUUCUUCAUAGUUGCUGUCAUCCCUUACGUCUCUCGCCUCCUUCAGUGCCUGCGACGGCUGUUUGAGGAGAACAACCCGGAGCAAGGGUACAACGGACUCAAGUACUUCUUGACUAUAGUGGCGGUUUGCUUCAGAACUGCUUUCAGUAUCCAGAAAACUCAAGUCGCUUGGAGGAUUUUAGCCGUUAUCUCCUCCGCUGUAGCUGCAAUAUUCUGUACUUACUGGGACUUUAUCCAUGACUGGGGUCUCCUAAAGCGGACAUCCAAAAACCGUUGGCUUCGGGAUAAACUCCUCGUUCCUCAAAAGAAAGUAUACUUCAUCGCCAUGGUGAGUCUCUUACAAAAUAUAUUAGAGAACGAGCAUUUGAACAAUGUCGGCAAAUACCGAGCCUUCAAGUCCGUUCCAUUACCGUUCAACUACGAUGAAGAUGAAGAUAAAGACGAUUAG
Messenger RNA from Thlaspi arvense, 2328 nucleotides. The record is from the annotation of a GenBank genome assembly. Lineage: Eukaryota; Viridiplantae; Streptophyta; Magnoliopsida; Brassicales; Brassicaceae.